CUGGGAUUGCUGGGAUACUGUCAGCAACGGGGUCGGGGUAUUUCGUAGCCCUACGAGAACCACUCCAUAACCUUCAACAGGCACAAGCGCUUUUAGGUUUCGAGCCACUAUUCGAACCUGCUAUGAAUAUGUCCUUCUUCGCCCCCAGCUAGCCAUAGCUCGUGGUUUCUAUGUUCAUCAUCAACAUUGCUCGCGAGCUCUCUCGACAUCGACCACUUCCCUGACCUUCUCGCUCCAGAUCUACUUUGAAUGGGACAUCCCCAUUUUUGGCAACCUAGAGAGAGAAGAGAAGUAUAUAUGCGUCUCGAUCACCUCGCCCAGUUCCUAAAAUUAAUAUAAGGGACCAUCCCGUCGACCGCUGGCACAGAGCAAUUAUGGCAGUUGACACCCAGGAAGCAAACAUCUUCUCCAUCACGCCCCCGCCCAGCGACUUUGACGAAUUCGACCAGAGCGGUUUGCUGACUUGCUCUCCUUCCCUUGUGGGCUUUACAUAUCCAUCACCGGCUCCUUCAAGUCGAGACCACGCCUCGUCGGUCUCCUCAGACUCGUUAUUCAUGCUACCCGGCUUGUCCGCCAUGUCUGGUGAGCAUCGGUCUCACUCUCACGAUCUCCAGCAUCUCAACUUCGACGACGCCACUUCAUCCGAUUCAGCCUCUUUCUUCCCAAUCGCGCCAGUCACCGAUCCAUCAAUGGCCUUCGGACACACGUCGACGUCGGGCGCUGGCGCCAACUCAUACAACAUGUAUGAGCAAACCAACUGGUUCCAAUUCCCCAACUACUCUCAACCCACGCCCAUGAUGCCCUACGAACCAACCCAUUCAACAUCCUACGAUGCCUUCAGCUCAACACACCCUUCCAUGGCAAACAUCAUUCCCCCAACACCUCAGGACAUCCAGCCGACUCCUUUCGACUUCAAUGCGCCACCAGCACUCGCAUCAAACGGACACCUAGUGGCAUCGCCAUCAUUCUCCCAUGCCUCACACCGAAGCAGGGGCAGCAUUUCCUCCUUAUCUCGCUCAUGCAGUCCCAUUCCACACCUCUCCAAAUCCUUUUCCAGCGACUCAACCAUGCUCCGACCCAACAUCCGCUCCCAAUCGACAUCCUCCACUUCAUCGCUCCACCAAUACGGCAUCCCCGUGGCCGAAGCGCCAUCCAUGAUGCCCACAGGCAUGUCAACGUCCUCUGCCGGCUCGCCCACCGGCAGCACACAAGCCUGGCGCUGCGCCUAUCCAGGCUGCACGUCUCGCGCGACCUUCACCCGCGGCUGCGACCUGCGCAAGCACUACAACCGGCACAGCAAGCAUUUGUUCUGCCGUGUGGACGGCUGCCCCCAAAGCGAGGCCGCGGCAGCGAGCCGCGCAAAAUCCGCCGAUCAGCCUCUCGCAGGCGGCUUCUCCAGCAAAAAGGACCGCGCCCGGCACGAGGCUAAGCACAGCCCCAGUAUCAAGUGCGAAUGGCGAGGCCCAGACGGUGAAGAAUGUCCCCGGGUCUUCUCCCGCAUGGACAACAUGAAAGACCACGUCCGCCGGAUCCACCGCAAGGACCAGAGCCCGCAGCAGCAGCAGCAGAAACCCAGUCACGCGCAGAGCUCGAGUCGAAAGUGAGAGAAUGAGAGAAGCAGCGCGCAGUUGACAGUCUUUAUUCUAAAGACACUAGGAUCGACAACGCACGAGAUUUGCAAGGCAUUUUCCACCGACAAUCACGGGCGGUUUCUACACGCGAGAGCCGGGAAGUCACGAAUGGCCCAGCAAGUCCAAAAAGACGAGGAGAGAGCUAAUUAUAUUCAACGAAGGAUGUCUACGUUCGGACCCAGCAAGUCGCUUGUUUCUUCAGGAUUCUCUUCUGAGACGGACGGGCUCACCAGGAGAAGAACCACGGGACGUUUUCUAUGUGAGCGUAAAACCUUCUAUCCCGGCCACUUUGUCAUAUGUCAAUGCUAGACUGGACACUGCCCAUCUCAAGCCAGGGCAUGUACGAAUGGGAUAGAGAAGGCCUUGAUCUUUUAAGGGGGAUUUUGCAACGGCCAUCCGGGCGAGGAAUCACGGCGCAGAAAUGUAUGGGAACCAGAUUGAUGACCGGGAAACUAUUUCACAUGGCCACAUAUUGCCUUGCGCCAUUUUUUUUGUUUUUGGCUUGCACAGUUAACUUUUGUUUUGAUACCAUGGAAUGGGAACCAAGCUCAUGUGGAAAUGAUCUGCACGCUCGACUUCAGCUCGGGUCAGCUCAUUUUGGGGGGAAGGGCCAGCGCCAGGUCGAUCCCUGAGAUAGGAGAAUAAAAAGAAACAGUCGCUACAGACUGAAUUUGGUACAUCAAAGGAAA
Molecule: messenger RNA, 2320 nt
Organism: Exophiala xenobiotica
Lineage: Eukaryota; Fungi; Ascomycota; Eurotiomycetes; Chaetothyriales; Herpotrichiellaceae
Exons: 1
Coding region: 375-1604 (409 amino acids)
Source: RefSeq, a predicted model, not a curated record